Ornithorhynchus anatinus (platypus) is the source of this 1639-nucleotide messenger RNA. It is a transcript of the gene PCID2, whose product is annotated as PCI domain containing 2. The transcript is spliced from 14 exons. Gene Ontology annotation, cellular component: transcription export complex 2. The coding region runs from base 73 to 1272 and encodes 399 amino acids. Gene Ontology annotation, biological process: poly(A)+ mRNA export from nucleus; transcription elongation by RNA polymerase II; post-transcriptional tethering of RNA polymerase II gene DNA at nuclear periphery. The record is from RefSeq and is a predicted model, not a curated record. Lineage: Eukaryota; Metazoa; Chordata; Mammalia; Monotremata; Ornithorhynchidae. Gene Ontology annotation, molecular function: double-stranded DNA binding; RNA binding.
CCCGACCUCGUGCAGCGGGAGAGGAGACCGAUUAACCGGCGGCCGGUCCUGCAAACCGACCCCUCCCCAUCGAUGGCGCACAUCACCAUCAACCAGUAUUUGCAGCAGGUGUUCGAAGCGAUCGAAUCGAGAGAUGGAUUGUCCUGCGCGGAACUGGUGUCUUUCAAACAUCCUCACGUUGCCAACCCCAGGCUUCAGCUUCCGUCACCAGAAGAUAAGUGUCAACAGGUUCUAGAGCCUCCUUACGAUGAAAUGUUUGCAGCUCAUUUAAGGUGCACGUAUGCAGUGGGAAACCACGAUUUCAUCGAAGCUUACAAAUGUCAAACUGUGAUUGUUCAAUCUUUCCUACGAGCAUUUCAGGCUCACAAGGAAGAAAAUUGGGCUUUGCCGAUUAUGUAUGCGGUAGCACUUGACCUUCGAAUUUUCGCCAACAACGCCGACCAGCAGUUGGUGAAGAAAGGGAAAAGCAAAGUUGGCGACAUGUUGGAAAAAGCCGCGGAAUUAUUGAUGAGUUGUUUUCGAGUCUGUGCCAGUGACACCCGCGCCGGGAUCGACGACUCCAAGAAGUGGGGGAUGUUGUUCCUGGUGAAUCAGCUCUUCAAAAUUUAUUUUAAGAUCAACAAGCUCCAUCUCUGUAAGCCUUUGAUUAGAGCCAUCGACAGCUCGAAUCUGAAAGACGAUUACAGCAGGGCCCAGAGAGUUACUUACAGAUACUACGUGGGACGCAAGGCCAUGUUUGACAGCGAUUUUAAGCAAGCUGAAGAAUAUCUGUCAUUUGCCUUUGAGCACUGUCACCGCUCAAGUCAGAAAAACAAAAGAAUGAUUUUGAUCUACCUGCUGCCAGUGAAGAUGUUGUUGGGUCACAUGCCAACAGUGGAACUUUUGAGAAAGUAUCACCUCAUGCAGUUUGCUGAAGUAACAAAAGCUGUGAGUGAGGGAAAUCUCCUGCUCCUGAAUGAAGCUCUGACGAAACACGAGACCUUCUUCAUCCGCUGUGGCAUUUUCCUUAUUCUUGAGAAACUCAAGAUCAUCACCUACAGGAAUCUCUUUAAGAAAGUAUACCUGUUACUCAGAACCCAUCAGCUCUCUCUUGACGCCUUCCUCGUGGCCUUAAAAUUCAUGCAGUUGGAGGAUGUUGAUAUCGAUGAAGUCCAGUGCAUUUUAGCCAAUCUGAUAUACAUGGGUCACAUUAAAGGAUACAUCUCUCAUCAGCAUCAGAAGCUCGUAGUUAGUAAGCAAAACCCAUUUCCUCCACUCUCUACAGUUUGUUGAUUCUGCAGGAGGAAGAAUAUGCGGAAAAGACUCGAGUCGUGGGUAAAGCUAUUCGACUUCUUUUUGGAACUAGUCGUAGUUCUGUUCCACUCUGAACUGGAAUCCUGAAAACUCCUUCGUGACUAUUGGCCCAGGGACCAAAAGGCUAUGAACUUGGCCCGGUGCUUGAAAGGUAUGAAAUAUUUCCUUUAAUAAUUAGAGCUUCUUUUAGCUUCAGCAAGAUGUAAAGUUUCUCAACCGGAGAAAAGGCAACAUUCCCACUCAGCUAAAACUGGCGAAGAGGUUUUCUGUAAGAGAAUUCCCUUGAAAAUAUGAAGCCCUCUGUACUUUUCUUCUACUGCUUCGAUAAAAAAAACUUGUGCAAAAA